Molecule: messenger RNA, 945 nt
Organism: Glarea lozoyensis ATCC 20868
Lineage: Eukaryota; Fungi; Ascomycota; Leotiomycetes; Helotiales; Helotiaceae
Exons: 4
Coding region: 1-945 (314 amino acids)
Source: RefSeq, a predicted model, not a curated record
AUGAAUUUUUAUGGUCGAAUCUCUCUGAUUGUCGAUAUAGGGCCCAUCAAGGCAAAUCUUGGUCAAUAUAUGCCACUGGAUGAAGAAGGCUUUGCGAUCAGUGGAGAGCAAUUAGUAGCUUUGGAGAAGAUGGCCUACAUAACUCCCGUCCUCGCCGCCAUAGGUCUGGGCUGCGCUCGGUGGUCGGUCCUUCUCUUGUACAAUCGAAUCUUUGAGACGCGUAUCUUCCGGCGUGCCGUUUACAUAAUGUCGGCUCUGAAUCUAGGCUGGAUGAUAGCCUUUGUGUUUGCCUUCAUAUUCGAAUGCACACCUGUUGAUCAAGUCUGGAAGUCACAGCAUGGAAAACGAAAACAUUGCAUUGGCAUAGAUUCAAAUUACGCAUAUGCCGUCAGCUCGGUCAUUCUCGAUAUCCUGACUCUUUCUAUGCCGUGGCCAAUGAUAUGGCGCUUGCAUAUGGAAUUGAAGAAAAAGAUUGCCGUAACAGGUAUCUUUUUGCUUGGUGGAAUAGUCACUGCUGCAGGCAUUGGAAAAACAUAUGCAUUUUACACGGUUGGUGGAAAAAUUGCUAAAAGUCAUGACUUUACAUACGAAGAAGCACCUCUAUUCUACUGGACUGUUCCCGAAUGCUCGCUCGCGGUCGUUUGCGCUUGUCUCCCCGUCCUUACACCUAUUUAUUAUGGCUUUACCAAUUCUUCAUUUAUGGAAAGUGUGCGAAACCUUCUGACUUUGAGAACUUUGCGCUCGAGCACGACCAAUGCAAGCAGAAAUGUCCCAUUCACAUAUGUUUCUGGGCGGAUAAAUGACCAAAGUCAAGAAAAUUAUAGUGCGGUUAGAAUUAGUAAGACCGUGACCGAGCCGGGCUCGGUGAAAAGUGCAGGUACUGAAGUGGAGAUGCGAGAUUUGGAGGCGGGGAAUGUUAAUGAAGGACCGACUCAGAAGUUUUGA